AUGAUUCAGUUGAUUGCUCUUGAAGAGCAUUACGUCUCUUCAGCAGUCAUUCGAGCUCAGAAAGUUGACCGUUAUGCCAAUUUCCCUCCUCAUAUUUCAGCCAAAUUGAAGACCCUUGGUGAAAGCCAACUGCGAGACCUAGACAACGGCAAUGUAUCAGUUCAAGUGAUCUCGCAUGGUCCUGGUAUUCGACCUCCAGCACUCUGUGGUGCAUCCAACGAUGUACUUGCCUCUGCUACACGCGAAAGCUCUCGGACGAGGGGUUUUGCCAUGCUUUCAAUGAAUAACCCCGCCACAGCUGCCAAGGAGCUUGAACGAUGUGUUAGGGAAUUGACAUAUGUUGGCGCACUGGAGGAUAACCAUGUCAACGGGGAAUUCUACGACAACGAACGUUUUUGGCCAGUAUUUCAAAAGGCAGAGGAACUAGAUGUACCCAUGUAUAUCCAUCCCUCCUUUCCAACCGAAGAGCAUUCAAGACAUUAUUAUGGUAACUACAAUGGUAACAAUAAGAAAUUUGGCCUUGCUCUUAGUGCAUUUGGUUGGGAGUGGCACUCAGAAACUGCCUUGAGUAAUUUGAAGCUGUUCGCUAGCGGCUUCUUCGAUCGCUUCCCGAAAUUCAAAAUAGUGAUUGGGCACAUGGGAGAGAUGAUCCCAUUCCAACUUGAGAGAAUCAUCAAUACAUCAGAGGGCUGGGGGCUAAAGCGAGGAAUGAGGGAAGUGUGGACCCAGAACAUCUGGGUCACUACGAGUGGCAUGUUUGCUCAUCCUCCUUUUGAGUGUUUGUUACGGACUAUGGAUAUCAGCCAUGUACUAUAUAGCGUGGACUAUCCAUUCUCAUCAAACGAAACAGGUCUAGCUUUCUUUGAGGAGGUUCAGAGAAGCGGCUUGCUUUCGAAAGACGACUUGCAAAAAUUCGCAUACCGAAAUGCCGAAGACUUGCUUGGUGUCAAGGCAGCUUCGGUUUUAUAA
This is a messenger RNA of Penicillium longicatenatum, 969 nucleotides long. RefSeq names its product amidohydrolase family protein. Lineage: Eukaryota; Fungi; Ascomycota; Eurotiomycetes; Eurotiales; Aspergillaceae. The record is from RefSeq and is a predicted model, not a curated record. Gene Ontology annotation, biological process: secondary metabolic process. The transcript has a single exon. Gene Ontology annotation, cellular component: cytoplasm; cytosol. Gene Ontology annotation, molecular function: hydrolase activity; carboxy-lyase activity. Bases 1 to 969 code for a protein of 322 amino acids.